This is a messenger RNA of Momordica charantia (bitter melon), 1491 nucleotides long. It is a transcript of the gene TBL33, whose product is annotated as TRICHOME BIREFRINGENCE-LIKE 33. Gene Ontology annotation, cellular component: Golgi apparatus. Gene Ontology annotation, molecular function: O-acetyltransferase activity. Lineage: Eukaryota; Viridiplantae; Streptophyta; Magnoliopsida; Cucurbitales; Cucurbitaceae. The record is from RefSeq and is a predicted model, not a curated record.
UUUUUGUGUUUGUGAUUAAAACUUGUCAAAAUUAUUGGCUUCUCAAAAUGAAGCCUCCUUCUCCCAAUUCCUCCUCUUCUCUCCUCAGAAAGCCUCGCUUCUCCCCUUACCUCUUCACUCUCUUGGCCUUCAUCUUCUUCGUUGCCGUCCUCUACGGCGAGGACCUAGUCUGCAUCUUCAGCCAGCAGCUCCAACUCGACCUCGCCUCCGCCCGCUCCCUGCCCGCCACCGAGAAGAAGUGGGAGCAGUUGCCAUUCGCCGUCGGGAAAUUGGCGGAGGAAGGGUGUGACGUGUACAGUGGGCGGUGGGUCCGGGACGAGGUGACUAGGCCGCUAUAUGAUGAGUCGGAUUGUCCGUACAUUCAGCCCCAGCUGACGUGUCAAGAACACGGCCGCCCUGACCGGAGUUAUCAGUACUGGCGGUGGCAGCCUCACGGCUGCGAUCUUCCAAGUUUUAAUGCGAGCAUGAUCUUGGAAGCCCUGAGGGGGAAGAGGAUGAUGUUCGUGGGAGAUUCUCUAAAUCGCGGCCAAUAUGUUUCGAUGGUCUGUCUUCUCCACUCUCUAAUUCCCGACCACUCCAAAUCCAUGGAAACUUUUGAUUCUCUUACCGUCUUCACGGCUAAGGAGUACAACGCGACGAUAGAGUUCUAUUGGGCGCCGUUUCUUUUGGAAUCGAACUCGGAUAAUGCAGUGAUCCAUCGGAUUUCGGAUCGGAUUGUGAGGAGAGGUUCUAUUAAUAAGCAUGGAAAGUACUGGAAGGGCGUUGAUAUUAUGGUUUUUAAUACGUAUCUUUGGUGGAUGACGGGCUUGAACAUGAAAAUCCUGCAAGGGUCUUUCGAGGACGAAGUCGAAGACAUAGUGGAGCUAUCAACCGAGGAUGCUUAUCGAAUGGCAAUGAGGAGCAUGUUGAGAUGGGUGAGGAAGAACAUGGAUCCUAAAAAGACGAGAGUUUUCUUCACCAGCAUGUCUCCUUCUCAUGGAAAAAGUAUUGAUUGGGGUGGUGAGGAGGGUGGCAAUUGCUACAACAAAACGACUCUAAUUGAGGAUCCAAACUACUGGGGCUCCGAUUCGAGAAAGAGCAUCAUGCAAGUGAUCGGAGAAGUCUUCGGGAAAUCAAAGUUUCCGAUCACAUUUCUAAACAUCACACAACUAUCGAGCUAUCGUAGAGAUGCCCACACGUCGAUUUACAAGAAGCAAUGGUCGCCAUUGACGCCCGAGCAGCUCGCCAACCCCGUGAGCUACGCGGACUGCGUCCAUUGGUGCCUUCCUGGUCUCCAAGAUACUUGGAAUGAGCUUCUUUUUACCAAACUUUUCUAUCCUUAUUAAUUGUUAUCCUCUUUGUUGUUUCAUUGAGAUUUUCUCCAAACGGGGUAAUAGAGAAGAUGGAGAGAAAAUCUGUGUGAAAUUCAAAGGGUUGAGCUGAGUUUUUUGGGAGGAAGAUUUAAUUUGUAUAAAACAUUAAUUGUUUGAUAUGUUUGUUAUUUCUUGGAAA